ACUCACUACGCCUUUACGCAGUCUGGUCCUCUCUUUACUGAGCGAGGCUCAUAACACAGCAGAGGACAAAACAGAAAAGGAUUCCCUGUUGUGGUUUAGGGGAAAACAAGAAAAAGAGGGAGAAAGAAAGAAAAUAGAACUUUGUUUGCCUUAGCUACCAGCAGCAGAAAGAUAACUUCAAAACGUAUAGGCUACCUACCUACCGUCAAGGAACUGCCUGCAUCCGAUAAGGGAUCUAGUCCACAUACGAGGAGAGGGAGGGGGUGUGGAGAAAAGUCGAGAGAGAGACAGAGUGUGUGUGUGAGAGAGAGAGAGCACUGAGGGAGGGAAAAAGGUCAGGACACAGGGGGCAUUUCGCACUGCGAGAAAUAAGGAUCGUAUCAGAAGGUUGCAGAAGUAACGGAAUUGGCAGAGAUAAAAAAUUGUGAUAAAAUAAACGUCUGCUCCACAACUUCUUCACAAAGUCAAUUGAAAGGCGUACCUUGGUAAUUGAAUUGAGCGCAUUUUCUCAAGAAAAGUAUUUGGAUACUUAGGACACAGUUGGUUUUGUUGAAGCCGAGACAGUAGGCUGGAGGCUUCACUUUGGAUCGUGCGUAAUUUUCAUUGAGAGCCACCAUCAGGAUGCGCGUCUGCCUGCUCUUGGUCCUUCUCUGCCUCUUUUGCGCCGGGCACGCUCAGAAGUUCUCCGCUCUCACGUUUCUGCGGGUGGAGCAGGAUAAGGAGUGUAACAUGGAGUGUACUGGUGGUCCCAGGAAGCCCCUGUGCGCGUCGGACGGCAGGACCUUCUCAUCGCGCUGCGAGUUCCUCCGUGCCAAGUGCCGAGACCCCCAGCUGGAGGUCAUCCGAGGGCCAUGCAAAGAUACAUCCAGAUGUGUGGCAGAGAAGAAGUACACGGAACAGCAGGCCAAGAAGCUCUUCCCUCAGGUGUUUGUACCUGUCUGCAACCCAGACGGAACAUACAGUGAGGUGCAGUGUCAUAGUUACACUGGCUACUGUUGGUGUGUCACGCCCAAUGGCCGUCCUAUCAGUGGCUCAGCCGUGGCCAAUAAGAAGCCCCGAUGCCAAGGGUCAAAACAUGAGAGAGCUAGCACAAGAGAACCUGGAAAAUCAGUUUCCUUGCAAAUCUUUUCCAUUCUAAACACAGAUGAGUCAGCUGGCCUAGUGGGGGAGCCGAAUUCCCCGACAGACGAGGAAGACAUCAUUUCUCAGUACCCCACCCUCUGGACAGAGCAGGUCCGCAGCCGGCAGAACAACAGGACCAGAACACAAUCCUCAUCAUGUGACCAGGAGCAGCAGUCGGCCCAGGAGGAAGCACGGCAGCACAAGAAUGAGGCGGUGUUCGUGCCCGACUGUGCCCAAGGGGGCCUCUACAAACCUGUCCAGUGUCACCCGUCCACCGGGUACUGCUGGUGCGUGCUGGUGGACACAGGGCGGCCCAUUCCUGGCACCUCCACCAGUGUACGUCCUGAAGCUUCCAAGUGUACAGAUGCAACUACAUACCAACGUACAUGCAGAUAUGAGCAACCAAAGUGUGAUGGCAACGCCAGAGCCCAUCCCACCAAACCGAAGGACCAUUACAGAAGCAGACAUCUUCAAGGGUGUCCCGGGGCAAAGAAAACUGAAUUUCUGACGAGUGUUCUCGACGCGCUGUCAACAGACAUGGUGCAUGCUGUCACAGAUCCAGCGUCUGCCGGCAGGAUGUUGGAGCCAGACCCAAGUCACACACUAGAGGAGAGAGUGGUCCACUGGUACUUUAGUCAGCUAGAUAAAAACUCCAGUGGUGACAUCGGCAAAAAGGAGAUCAAACCUUUCAAACGUUUCCUGCGCAAGAAGUCCAAGCCCAAGAAGUGUGUGAAGAAGUUUGUGGAGUACUGUGACAUCAGCAAUGACAAGGCUCUGUCCCUGCAGGAGCUGAUGGGAUGCCUGGGCGUCACCAAGGAAGAAGGGACCAAACCAGGUGAAGGCACAUCCUCCAGUAAACUGGUUGGAACCAACAUGCAGUAUCUCCAGCAGGAGGAGAGACCAUUUCCUCUGCCAGUUCAGGGACAAUCUGCUGUUCAAUGUAAUUGCAUUUCUGGACAUUUUGAAACUUCAUGUAUUCAUGUUAGUGAUAAUUCCCUAAGUAUUAUUAACACAUUUGUGUUUAUAUCAUUAAGCCUUUUUGUAUGUGUUAUAAAUGACCAAAUAUGCCUGACUUUAUAGUAAGUACAGCAGCAUAUGAUACAAGGCAUUUAUGUAUGUGUUAAAAAUGGGGGGUCUGACUUUAAAUGAAGUACGGCGUCAUGCAAUAUAGAGUCUUUCUGGAUGUGUUAUGAAUGACUAAAGGUUUCUCAUUUCGAACUAAGUAUUACAGGACACUACAUAAAGUGUCAAUAAAUAGGUUAUUAACAUUUUGCUGAUUUAGGAAGGUUCUCUCAUUAUCCACAGGUUACUAUAGGGUGAGAGGUAUUUAAAUGGAUUGACGGACCUGCAAAGCUUCCGUUUGUAUGUGUGUGUGUCAGAACCAAGAUGAUUUGGAGUAGUCCAACCUGAGACUACCGCACCAGGUAUUCCUCUUCUGUUCCCAUGCUGGAGACAAGGGAGUGAUUACAACCUGUUACAAUGGUGCCAACAUUUUGUGGCUCAUCUUUCAGUGGGGGAGUGGGUGAAUGUAUUAAGGAACAUGUAACUUCGUUCCAGAAGACAGACACUUAACAUUUCUUUAGGUUGGAGGCUUUCAUCAAUUUAAGUGGUUCUUGGUGUAAAGUCAUCCCCAGGCAAUUGCACACACAGCACAUAUAAGCCUGGGAUAUUAACCAUUCAAAGUGGGCCUUAGUGGGAGUGCCUAUAGAAUUCUAUAGGACUAACCUUAGUGAGUAAAGUUUUUGUCAUCGUCACUAGUUAACACAGUCAAAAAGUCAUAAUUCUGGCUAAACCCUGCCCAUUUCCACAAUUUAUCUUAAAAUUAGAUUUUAAACCUAUGUGUAAUGUGACUAACAUGCCAUAACUUUAAAGAGUAUGCCAUCCUUCAGUACAACAUGUCACCCUUUAUAAAGCACAUGUUUAUAUCAUAUUUAACAUAGUGGGUUAUGUCACAUUUGACAUUGGUUAUGUCACACAGUUAUGCCACAUUUAUGAACCCUUUAUAAAGCAUGACUUAUGGUUUUCUAGAUGCUUUAACACAUUUAUGUAGUGCUUAUGAAGGCAUUAUGAAGGCUUUAUGAGGCCUUCAUAAGCUGAACUUCAUUUAAGCUGGACCCAUAUUUGCAUUGCAUGUGUCUAUCAGUCAUACAAGGGUAAGAUUAAGUAAUAAGGCCCGAGGAGGUGUGAUAUAUGGCCAAUAUUCCAUGGCUAAGGGCUAUUCUUAGUACGACGCAACCCGGAGUGCCUGGACACAGCCCUUAGCCCUGGUAUAUACCACAAAACCCAGAGGUGCCUUAUUGCUAUUAUAAACUGAUUACCAAUGU
Molecule: messenger RNA, 3446 nt
Organism: Oncorhynchus tshawytscha (Chinook salmon)
Lineage: Eukaryota; Metazoa; Chordata; Actinopteri; Salmoniformes; Salmonidae
Gene: smoc2
Product: SPARC related modular calcium binding 2
Exons: 14
Coding region: 622-2202 (526 amino acids)
Biological process (GO): extracellular matrix organization
Cellular component (GO): basement membrane
Molecular function (GO): heparin binding; extracellular matrix binding; calcium ion binding
Source: RefSeq, a predicted model, not a curated record